Trichoderma gamsii is the source of this 1716-nucleotide messenger RNA. RefSeq names its product mitochondrial-processing peptidase alpha subunit. The record is from RefSeq and is a predicted model, not a curated record. The transcript is spliced from 2 exons. Gene Ontology annotation, molecular function: metalloendopeptidase activity; metal ion binding. Lineage: Eukaryota; Fungi; Ascomycota; Sordariomycetes; Hypocreales; Hypocreaceae. The coding region runs from base 1 to 1716 and encodes 571 amino acids. Gene Ontology annotation, cellular component: mitochondrion.
AUGCUGCGACAAUUUGCGGCGAGGUUGCAGCCGCGGGCGGCAAAGGCCCAGGGAACGACGAGGCUGCUGAGUGGGCAUAGCUUUGGUGGUCUCAAGACGAAGGUGCCGAGACGGUCUUUGGCGACGGUGGCUGUGGAGGGGAUACCAAAGGAACUCACAGAAUUGGACGAAAUCACAACGCUACCGAAUGGACUGCGGGUUGCUUCAGAAGCUCUGCCGGGCUCGUUUUCCGGAGUCGGAGUAUACAUCGAAGCUGGCUCUCGAUUCGAAAAUGACUCCCUGCGAGGCGUAUCCCACAUCAUGGACCGGUUAGCUUUCAAAUCCACCUCGAAGCAUACAGCAGACGAAAUGCUCGGCCGCGUGGAAACCCUCGGCGGAAACAUCCAAUGCGCAUCUUCACGCGAGAGCAUGAUGUACCAGGCCGCCACGUUCAACAACGCGGUGCCGGAGACGGUUGCGCUGCUGGCGGAGACGAUUCGCGAUCCGAGCAUCACGGAGGAGGAGGUGGCCGAGCAGAUUGAGACUGCGCGGUAUGAGAUUGCGGAGAUUUGGAGCAAGCCCGAGUUAAUUCUGCCGGAGUUGGUGCAUACUGCUGCGUUUAAGGAUAAUACGCUGGGGAACCCGCUGCUGUGUCCGGAGGAAAGGCUGGAGAGCAUUGACAGGAAUACGGUGAAGCUGUAUAGAGAGCUGUUUUACCGGCCGGAGAGAAUGGUGCUGGCGUUUGCGGGGGUGGAUCACGGCACUGCGGUGAAGUUGGCGGAAGAGCACUUUGGAGGUAUGAAUGCGCUGCCGAGGACGGGCUCAGAAACGAGCGUGAGCUCUCUUGCUAGCGACGCAUCAGCAUCAUCUUCCUCUUCAUCAUCAUCAAACUCAUCGUCACGAUUAAUGUCCAAGAUUCCCCUCUUCAAGAACAUCUCCACGUCUACGCCCCGCAACGCCUCUGUUCUCUCCUCUCCCUCAGAUAUCGACAUCAACCAGCCUGCUCGGUACACGGGCGGUUUCCUCUCUCUCCCUCCUCAGCCGCCUUCCCUUACCGGCACAAACUUUACACACAUUCACCUUGCGUUUGAGGGACUGCCUGUUGCUUCAGACGACAUCUAUGCGCUAGCGACACUCCAGACGCUGCUCGGUGGAGGAGGAUCCUUUUCUGCCGGUGGCCCAGGCAAAGGCAUGUACUCCCGCCUGUACACCAACGUGCUCAACCAGCACGGCUGGGUGGAAUCGUGCGUCGCCUUCAACCACUCCUACACUGACUCGGGCCUGUUCGGCAUUGCGGCAUCCUGUCUGCCCGGCCACACGUCGGCCAUGCUGGACGUCAUGUGCCAGGAGUUGCGCGCGCUGACGCUCGAACGGGGCAUCUCGAAGCUGCAGGAGGGCGAGGUGGCGCGCGCCAAGAACCAGCUGCGGUCGUCGCUGCUGAUGAACCUGGAAAGCCGCAUGGUGGAGCUGGAAGACCUAGGCCGGUCGGUGCAGGUGCACCGGCGCAAGAUCCCCGUGCGGGAGAUGUGCCGGCGCAUUGAGAACUUGACGGUGAAGGAUCUACAGCGUGUGGCGAGCAUGGUGAUGGGCGGCGCGGUGAAGAAUAUUGGAGGGGGCAGUGGUGCACCGACGGUGGUGGUGCAGGAGGCGCAGGCGUAUGGGGUGACGACACAUGCGAUGACAUGGGAUCAGAUUCAGGAUCGGAUUGAUGGGUGGAAGUUGGGGAAGAGGAGCUGA